GGAGCCACACGUUUCCGUCUUGAAAAAGUAAAGUGAAAAUAGGUUUCUCAGAACUUAGAUUACGCGCGUUUCAAAAUAGGUUUGUUGCAACACAUUUCGUCAGAAGAUUUACAUACUUCAAAAUGCCGCUACCAGACAGACAUCCCAAGUGAAAACACCUAAAAUAGACAAUAUUGAAGUCUCCCAACCUGAAACAAGGGCCAUGGCCACACAAUCUGCCUUUACAGUGUGGUGUUAGUGCUAGGCAUAGGCUAUUUUGUCAACAAUCAUAAUCAAUAAUGAUGUAGUUUUGACACUUUCGCAUACCAUUAAAUCUUGUCCGCUGAAAAGAUUAGAAUCUGAAAUGUUUUUGUGGCAUUGCGUAGCACUAACACAAAGGUUAGUGAUGAGGACAGUUCCAAAGUUCGAGUUAGUCAUAUGGAGGACUGCCUCCCAGUUUGGGAAAAGCAACAUCACAGGAGUUAAAGGAUGGGAAAACUACACAGCCCUUGGUGGUGUCAUCAAGGGCACCAGGAUCGUGUGCUUCAAGGUGCCACUCAAAAAUGCUUUGGUUGAAAAGUUACCACAAAAGGAAAAAUUCACACCGACAAUCCUAGUGAGGAAGAUGGCUGACUCGGGCCAAGACCUUGGACUUGUGAUAGAUCUGACCUUUACCCGGAAAUACUACAACACUCAGGAGCUGACGGAUAGGGGCGUCCAGUAUGAGAAGAUAUUCACCAAGGGCCAGGAAGUCCCCAGCGACUUUGUCUUUGGCAGAUUUGCACACGUGAUUGACGAAUACUUGGAACAAAGUUCAGACAGCACAUCUGUGAUUGGCGUCCAUUGUACCCACGGUGUGAACAGGACAGGCUAUAUGGUCUGCAGGUAUAUGGUGGAGCGUCUGAGUAUGACAGCUGACGAUGCUAUGGCAGCCUUCAAUGCGGCUCGAGGCCAUGAUGUCGAGAGGGAGAACUACAUUGAGGACCUCCGCACCAGAACACCAGGCAAGAAAACCCCAUUUGAUCCAUCUGCCACUCCCCCUGAGGAUAGCACACCUGACUAUAGCAACAAGAGGAUGACGGACAAGCUCUCACAACCUGGGUACAAGGCAGAUAACUCCUACAGUAAGCUUCUGGAAAAACAUCGUGGUCGCUAUGACAACUGGAAUUCCAACAAUUCAAGGCAGAAGCAGAAUGAGAGAGAUCAUGAGAUGAGGCCUCACCGUGGUCAGCAAUGGAACGAUGACAGAAGGUCGCAACCAUGGCAACAGAGACAUGGUGAUGGUGGUGGCUAUUCAGGGAAUGGCUAUAGUGGUUACCAGGGCAAUGACAGUGGCAGGCACCAAGGUUACGGAGGUUACCAUGGCAACAGCUAUGGUGGUUACAAUGGAAAUGGUUACGGUCAGUCCAGUCACUAUGAUAACCACGAUUAUAAGGGUCGCCGUGGAGAUCGUAGUCAGCAUAAUGAUUAUUCUUGUGAUGGAAACUAUUCGUUCGAUGUGGACUUUUCUCAAAAGGAAGGCCACGGACAGAAGGGUAGCCACAGUAAAAACAGCGCAUAUAUUAAACAACAUCGGAGCUAUGAGGACUACCGAAGCCCGGUAAAAUAUAAUGAUUGGGCAGAUGAUGAAACAGAUCGGUACGCCAAGAGUGGGUGGAGCAGCGGUCCUAGGAGAGGCGGGCGCAACCCGGGGGGGUACAACCGAGGGGGGAGGAGGUGAAGCUGUGACCCGCUGGUGUGACCAAAGACUGCCUGUGAUGACAUCUUCAUACAUUAUCCUUGUUUGUAACUGUCUGUCGAUGUAUAUCCAUUUGUGUAGAGGAAUCUGCUUGUGUUAGAAAUGCUCAUGAGAACAGAGUGGGGAGAAAAAUAUACACAUUUCCUGUGAAGUUCCCCUGUGUAUUGGGCAUAAACCUAUUCCUGGCCCUCAGGCAUCGGCAGCCACCAUAUGACAGCAUCUGCUUUCAUGGUGAAAUGGGGGGCACGAGUGGCCCAGUCGUCUAAGGCGCCGCGAUUCGCUGUGCAGAGUUGCGUCCCUUGGGCACACCAGAAACCUAUGAUUGUGGGUUCGAAUCCAGGUUCGCCCCGAUUAUGUUUCUAGGUUUGUCAGCACCAUACCCGUGCUCGUGGGUUUCACCGAAGUGGUAAAUGUCUGAGACCUGCGUCACUUCAGGCUUUCCUCCCACAUCAAGCUGACACGCCGCGAUAUAACUGGAAUACUGUUAAAAGCAGCGUUAAACCAUACUCACUCACUCACUCACGGUGAAAUGGAAAACCAGGAAUCUGGUAGCUCACUUGUAACCAGAAGACACCUUGUUGCAUGACUACACUACCUGAGUAUCAAUUGAGCGAAUAUCUUAAGCCACGGAAGAAGAAUUAUGUUGUAUGUACCAUUAUUUAUUGUAUACAUGGAAUGUGAAUCAAAUGGUAACAAACAGGUUUGCUGGCGCAUGGCGACAUUUAAAACCUGAAAAGCAACAUUUGGAAUUGAUGUCAUUUUGUUUUUAAACAGAUCUUAACAAAAGCUUCCGAAAGUUGCUUGAUGUUGAAUAUUGAGUUUAUACAAGGCUGCCGGUGAGCAUGUGUAUCAUGGUUAGAUUACAGCUUUCACAAUUGAUUCUAGCAGCUGGCUGAGACUUGUGAUGAGGACAAGGGUCCUCAUUGACUCGUAGCAUUUGAGGGCUAUAAUUCUGAAUCAGUUCUCAAUGCUUCAAUUUUGCUAAAAAUCAGAACUGAAAAAAAACUGAGAGAAAAUGUAAAUAUAGACCAGCUACACUCUAAGGACUAGAGAAAUAAGGUUUACACUCGGUACGUCUUGAAAAAGAGGAAUUUCUGGGCUGUAUUACUAGAAUGGGAACAAUAAUGGAGACUAAUACCUCUUUGAUUUGCAUUUGAUCGGCUGUUGUUGAACUUUUGAUUGGCUUAAGAGUCUUUCAAAGGUAUUUCCAAGCUAUAAAUAUGUAUUACUAUGUGUAACAUUCAGUGGACUCCGACAUUUUGCCAAUAUAACGAUAACAUUGUUUGUGAUAGUUUUGUUUUUUGGACUCAUGGUGGAUGCAUCUUCCCAAAGCAAAGGAUUUAACUGACUGUAAAAGUCCAGUUUCACCCUUGCUGAAGUAGGCUGGAACUUUUGGGAUCUAUCGUAGUGCCAGCAGUGGCUAUGAGUUAUGUCCCUUCUAUGUCCCUCCUAUUGACCAAUCCGAUUCUUCCUCUCAUAACACUUGCAUUUGCUUUAAACAAAAUCAUGACACCCAGUCAAGACGAUCUGAUCGAUAGUCAAAACCUGUAUUGCAAUAAAACAGGUCUUUUUUUUGCGAAGAGCAUUAAAUCACGCGAGCACCUUCAUUAAAAACAUGAAAAGAUUUGGAAAAUAUCUGUUGACGCAGAGUUUUCGGCAGUUAACGAAGUGGAUGUCGAUUUCGUUUCCAUGAUUUUGAUUGGACUAUGUAUAGACUCCAGUCAAGAUAUAACUCCAGCCAAGUUUGGAAAGGGUGGAAACUGGACUCUUAUAUAGUCAGUUAACUCCCUUGACUUGGGAAGAUGUGGUGGGUGCCGAGUCAACUCACGAUACAUUAGUUGAUGACUUCACGGAUAUGCCUACGUUUUUGUACGAAUCAUUGUGUCACCUUACAUGCAGAUUGUGAUUUUUUAUUUCUAAAGGAUCUUGCAUUGUUGCUUCCGCCAUCAAGAAUAUUUCUUUCAUAUGUCAACAGCUUUGCACCAGUCUGAGAUUAUUUUUGCUGAUACAUACCCAGUAAACCUUAGUAAACUCAAGUCUGUUGAACUAGUAAUGGCUUGAAAAUUCUUGUACAUACUGUCAAAAAAUAGUAUAUUUGAACAAUUCUUUUUUGCAUCACACAAUAUGCCCCUUACAAAAACCAUUUUGUCAUGACACAGUGUUGUGAUGCUCAGAAUCCUCCGUUAAUCCUUGCAGACAUACUUCUCGGGGAUAACUUUGACAAGUCAUAAAUUGGUUUUCAUCAAAUCUGGUUUGAAGACGGCUCUUCAUGAAAGACAGGUCAAAUUAGGAGGCGAACCAGAUCAUGAGCUUAGCCAAAUAUUGUGUUUUGCAUAACUUUAACUCAAUGGACGAGACAAACUAAGAUGACAUGUCCUAUUCAAGACUUUAUUAGCAAGCUUAUGGCAUGAAAUGAUCCACACUGUGGGGGUACAACAACAUAUUAAUUACCCAGGUCACACAUCGUCUCCACCUGAUGAACAUUUUAUUCGUCUCUCAUGUCAAGCAUGGGGUACUGAGUAGUUGUUCUGCCCAGAUAUACGCAAGGGGGCGUGAGGAUAUCAAAUAGGAAUAAACAUGAGUGUUUAGGCCUUAAACAUGUUAAAUACAAGAAAAGACAAAUAAAAUGUAGUUUUUUUAAAUGUA
Messenger RNA from Haliotis rufescens (red abalone), 4363 nucleotides. RefSeq names its product RNA/RNP complex-1-interacting phosphatase-like. NCBI's taxonomy places the organism in Eukaryota, Metazoa, Mollusca, Gastropoda, Lepetellida, Haliotidae. Bases 344 to 1699 code for a protein of 451 amino acids. The record is from RefSeq and is a predicted model, not a curated record. The transcript has 11 exons. Gene Ontology annotation, biological process: protein dephosphorylation. Gene Ontology annotation, molecular function: polynucleotide 5'-phosphatase activity; protein tyrosine/serine/threonine phosphatase activity.